Molecule: messenger RNA, 3627 nt
Organism: Danaus plexippus (monarch butterfly)
Lineage: Eukaryota; Metazoa; Arthropoda; Insecta; Lepidoptera; Nymphalidae
Gene: dx
Product: protein deltex
Exons: 9
Coding region: 632-2431 (599 amino acids)
Biological process (GO): Notch signaling pathway; protein ubiquitination
Cellular component (GO): nucleoplasm
Molecular function (GO): ubiquitin protein ligase activity; zinc ion binding
Source: RefSeq, a predicted model, not a curated record
GUCAAUUGACUAUUAAGUCACAACCGUCAAAUUCUAAUCGUCAAGACGGGACGAUAUUGAAAUUCCUAUCCUUUCACAAACAAAAAAUAGUGUAAUUUACAUAUUUAUUAACAAGUUUUAUAACAAGUCCUAUUAUUUGAGUAUAUUAAGCGUCGCAUUGGCUUAAAAUAGUAAAUAUCUUGUCGAAAACAUCGCUGAUGCAGUACGUUACAGUGAUUGUAUACGAGCAUAAUAUAUUAGUGAGCUCAGUUGAAGUCGAUUAAAGUUAAUUGUGAACGGUAUGCAUGUAAUAAAUUAUUGAAUAACAACUUUUAUUAGAUUGUAUUAUAAUAUAUAGAGUGUAGAAUUGGGUUUGUGCUAGUUUCUUAUUUAUAAAAUGGUUCAUGAGAGACGAAUUGUUUACCUCUCUUAAACAAGAUAAUGUCUAUGUGAGAAAGGCUAUUAACGACUUAUUUGAACGGAACAAUAAUUUUUCAAUAGAAAUAUAUUUUGCACGUGUCAUAACUUCUAUGUGAUAUUAUAUUUUAAUGGUCUUCUUAAAUCGAAACAGUAUUAAAGAUCAUGCAAUUGUAGCCAUUAGUUUGAUGAUAUUUUGCAGAGUAGAAUUAUUAUAUGCCAUGUUGUUUGUGUGAUGUCAUCGGUGCAUUGUGUGGUAGUGUGGGAGUGGCAGUAUGAGGGACAAUGGUUGCCGCAUUCACCAGGUGUGGCGCGCACUCUGGAGAGAGCGCAUGCUAAAAAGCUUACAAGAGUAGUGUUAUCGGAUGCUGACCCUACACUUAAGGGUCACUAUGUCAAUCUCCGCACACUCACACAAUGCUCCGACACUCCAGGUGUGUCGGAGUGUGGUGUGCGUCGCUCGUGCUACAGCGUACAGUCCCCGGGCGGAAGAGGCGCUCGCUGGGAGUGGGCUCGCCUCACCGACCCGCCGCGACCGCCCGACCUGCGGUACGACCCACUACCUAUGGAGAUCCAGUGUCGGCUGGAGGAGUGUUGGUCGGUGGGUGGUGACUGUGUGCAGUGGGAAGGCUGGACGGUGUGUCUCACCAGUAUGACCGCCCGCAGCACACGGCGCGCCUCGCUCAGACUCGUGAGGAGGGCGGCUCACCCUCCCUACCCCCUGGCGAGGUCUCCCUCCACUACCACACACGGACAGACGACCGCCGUGCCUCCCGUACCCGACCGGAACCCAGUGGACGGUCGUAGGUGUCGUAUUCCUCAGCAGCACACGGGCUCGAGCGUGCAGUCCGUGAAGUCGGUCCAGUCCGUGAAGUCGGCGCCCGCUCACGUCCCCCCGCCGCGGGACGUGCGACCCGGGGCCCGGAGCGCCUCGCCCAAGGACAGGAAGCCGGGGCUCGCGCGUCAGAUACUACACAAUCUUAAUAUAUUCAGUAACUCGAAGUCGUCGACGGCGGAGAGGCGGGCGGAGGAGGCCGGCGGAGCGCUCACCGACCCGGACAGCGGCAGCACGCGCUCCGGACGCAGACACAGUGUAGACACCGUGUCCACGUAUCUCAGUCACGAGAGUAAAGAAAGUCUGCAGACAGCCGCCGUGGGAGAGCUCCUGAACUGUAGCGCCGGCAGCGACGACGUGUUCGACACAAAGCCCGGCGAGCGAGCGCAGGACGACGCGGGCCGGGCGCCGGCCGCCAGCGACCUGGACCAGCUGGCCGCCGAUCCUGGCGCCGAGGAGGACGAGGCCUGCGUGUGGCGCUGGGUGGCGGAGGUGGCGCGGCCGCAGUGGGGCGCGCUGUGCGGGGCCUGCGCCGCACCGCUCGACACGCACGACGCCACGCACUCGCCGCAGGCGGCGACUCCUCCCCGCCCGCCCCGCCCGCAUGCAGCCCUACAGGAGCGCGUGGUCGCUUUGGCCGCCUGCCACCACGUGCUACACCUGCGCUGUCUACAAAACCAUUUGGAGCGAUUAAGGGAGAACGGGGAGAGUCCGUACAUCGAGUGUCUGGUGUGUGGCCACGAGUACGGGCGCCGGGAGCGCUCGGCGGCGGCCGGCAGCUCAGACGGAGGCGAGCAGCCCCCGGGCUCCAUGGCGUGGCGGAGACAACCCGUCGCCCUGCCCGGACACCCGCCGCACACCGGCUCCAUACUCGUCACUUACAACUUCCAGUCGGGCGUGCAGGGUCCGUCGCACCCGUCCCCCGGGUCGCCGUACUACGCCGUGGGGUUCCCGCGUCACUCGCUGCUGCCGGACAGCGCCCUCGGCCGGCAGGUGCUGGCGGCCCUCAGACGCGCCUGGGAGCGCCGGCUGCUGUUCACGGUGGAGGUGUCCCAGACUACGGGCCGCGAGCACGUGGUGGCGUGGCGCGCGCCCCCUCCCCCCUCCGCGCCUCACCACUACCUCCCCCCUCACCCGCCCCGUCCGCUGCCCGCGCUGCUGGCCGCGCUCGCCAGGCUGCUCAGAGACCACGAACAAUGAUUCGAAUGACAGAAACACGAUUCACAUGCAGCCUCACCGCACCGGACACAUCCACGCUCUACCUGUUAUACACGCGUAGCGGCGCUGCGGCUGUACUAGUACUACUACUAUUGUCAAGUGACCUUAACCACGACGGAACCGUUGAUUUUAAUUGAUGUGAUGACUGUUCCAUCAUCACGAGACGCAAAGGCGAUGAUGGUAAGACAGAGUGGUUAACUUGACGACGAACUUAACUUAACUUGUGUUAUUUGUGAUUUCAGGAAAUAGAUAGGACAAACUGAUCGGUAGAAAUCAUUCCUCAUUCAGAACAAAAACAUUCGAAAUGAUAACCAUUCCAGUAAUGAUACUAGAGUUUUUUAAGGAAAUUAUAAUACAUUCUUUUAUAGUCCGGCCAGCGAAACAAGAUAAAUAUGGUAAACAGAGAAUUUCGUACGAUAACAUAUCCUAAUCUCUGUUUAAUUUCCGCACGAGGAACACGCGUUCAGUAAAUAUUACAUUGAUAGUUUAGACAUAUAUUUAUUAUAAAUCACAAGCGGCCUGUGACGUCACGCGACGUAACGUCCUGCAGCUGUAUUGUAAAGCGACGAAUCGAGCUUGCCACAUACAGAAACACAUUUUACUGGACGAAAAUAUGCUGGGAACGUAUUUAGUAUUAUAUUAGCUGUAAGAGAAACUAUAGUUAAGCCUCGGACGAGUCGGCGCUGAUAGUGUUAAGGUCGAAUAAAAUAAUAUACUUUAUACGCUGUCGGGUCGUCGGUGAAGAGUUGACGGCCGAACACGGGCGACUCCGGCGGCACAGACUAGUGUUAGGGAACAACGAAGUGGGACGGAGGAUGAGGCAUUUAUUACAAACUAAUGAUUAUAUAGAGUUAAGGGUCCUUCACGGUCUUCCAGAGAACAGAGCAGGGAGAGUCACGUUACAUGAGACUGAAGCAGAUGUUAGCUAUUUAUAUACACAAUGAGCUCUUGCCAGUACCGAAGUGCCUUCUACUGUUGACGGUCUCAAAGAAUCUACAAAGAAACUGAUUUAUUUGUAUGUUAUAAGAGUAUUAUAUAAUGUUAUACAUAGUUUAAGCCACGCCGUCUUCCUCGGGUCUUCCAGUACGGAGCGCUGUGUUUGCAUUCAUCGCUAUGUUAUGUUGUCGUCGAACGAUAUCAGUUUAUAAUAUUUAGUAAUAAAAUAAAGUUACGACAAA